GUCAACAACAAUAACAACAACAGCAAAUACAUAUUUAACAACGCAUGAAGUCUUCAAAGAAACUAGUAUUACAGAGGCAUGUUUCAGUCAAUUUGCCCUCUCCAUAUCGAACUAAAAAAUCCGGAAAAAUUAACCGAGAAAGAAUUUAUUCCUCGAAGUGGUCAUAGAAUUGUUGUAGAUGAGAAAAACGUGUACAGUUGGGGAGGAUAUAACUAUGAUCCUGACUUAUGGGACUUGGAUGAUGAAGAUCAUACAUACCCAUUGCUCAAAGAGUUGUGGAGGUAUCAAAUUUGGACUGGAGAGUGGAAGUUGUUGAAGACACAUGGAGACAUACCAACACAGUUGGCAUCCCACCAUCUUGUAAAAGUCAAGAACCAUUUGUUACAGUUUGGUGGAACAGGCGUCCCAUUCGGGAGUGCCAAUACAAACUGUUUGUAUGACCUUGACCUUGACACAUUAGAAUGGAAAGUGCUUUUAAAACCAAAAAGUCCAGCAAAUGAUAAUGAUAAUGAUGAUGAUGAUGAUGAAGAUGGCGAUGAAGAAGAAGACAACGGUGUUCCAAGACCUAAAUAUGGACAUUCACUGACACUGGUGGACAAUUGUUUAUAUGUUAUUGGCGGGACGUGUGGAUAUGUAUAUGAUAGCAACAUACACAAACUUGAUCUGAAAUUACUAACAUGGGAGGAGAUACCAGCAAAUUCAAAGUAUAUUCCACAACCAAGAUAUCGACAUGAAGUUAUUUAUUAUAAAGAGAAGUUACUCAUGUUUGGUGGUGGAGCAGGUGUCAAUUAUUCUGCAUUUAAUCUCGAUAAGAUUGAUGUUUUUGACCUGGAUAAACAAACUUGGGAAAAAGUCAUGACAUUUCCAAGUGAACAAAAAUUAGGCCAGGGAGAUUCGAAAAAAGUUUUCCCAGGCUGUAGAAGAUGUCACAGUUGUGUGAGAUUUAAAGAUGAUGUGUUUGUAUCAAGCGGGCUUUCACCAGAUGGUAUUCUAGAAGAUAUGUGGAGAUUUCAUCUUCCUUCAUAUCAGUGGACGGCUUUAGAAGUGCCUUUACCUAAACCCGUCUAUUUUCAUUCUGCUGCAGUUACAAACGAUGGGUGUAUGUUUAUAUUUGGAGGAGUGACCAGAAUUGAUGAUCAGAGAACCAAUGCCUUACAGAUCAUGUGGGUUCAGAUACCACCACUGAAACUCUUGGCCUUUAACACUGUGGUGAAGAGUUUAAAUCUUGAAAUCUGUAAACAGGACUACCAGACUUUAAUAGCUCUCGGAAUACCAAGACACUGUCUGGAUUUAAUCUUGUGAUGAUAGUUGAUAGGGUACACAAAAAAAACAUUUUCCCCAAUUUUAUGUAAAAAAAAGUCCCAAGUGUAACUAUGCAGUAUGGGGUUGAUACUCUAGCCAAUAAUUAACAAGUGUUUUUAGCUCGACUAUUCGAUAAGAAUAAGUAGAGCUAUUGCAGUCACCCGAGCGUCGGCAUCGGCGUAACCACUUAUGUUAAAGUUUUUGUAAUAGUUCAAAUAUUUUCAAAGUCCAUUGACAUAUGGCUUUGAAACUUUGCACACUUGUUCAACAUCAUGACCCCAACCUGUAACCAGGAGGAGGUAACUCUAUCAAGCAUUUUGACAGAAUUAUGCCCCUUUUUCGACUUAGAAUUUACGUUAAAGUUUUUGUAAUAGUUCAAAUAUUUUCAAAGUCCAUUGACAUAUGGCUUUGAAACUUUGCACACUUGUUCACCAUCAUAACCCCAACCUGGAAACAGGUGGAGGUAACUCUAUCAAGCAUUUUGACAGAAUUAUGCCCCUUUUUCGACUUAGAAUUUACGUUUAAGUUUUUGUAAUAGUUCAAAUAUUUUCAAAGUCCAUUGACAUAUGGCUUUGAAACUUUGCACACUUGUUCACCAUCAUGACCCCAACCUGUAAACAGGAGGAGGUAACUCUAUCAAGCAUUUUUUUUACUAUCAAGCACUAAGAAUAGUCGAGCGUUGCUGUCCUUC
Ruditapes philippinarum (Manila clam) is the source of this 1993-nucleotide messenger RNA. RefSeq names its product kelch domain-containing protein 10-like. Gene Ontology annotation, molecular function: protein binding. The record is from RefSeq and is a predicted model, not a curated record. Lineage: Eukaryota; Metazoa; Mollusca; Bivalvia; Venerida; Veneridae. The transcript has 10 exons. The coding region runs from base 79 to 1302 and encodes 407 amino acids. Gene Ontology annotation, biological process: positive regulation of stress-activated MAPK cascade.